This is a messenger RNA of Amphimedon queenslandica, 473 nucleotides long. RefSeq lists its product as uncharacterized. The record is from RefSeq and is a predicted model, not a curated record. The transcript is spliced from 3 exons. Lineage: Eukaryota; Metazoa; Porifera; Demospongiae; Haplosclerida; Niphatidae. Bases 66 to 473 code for a protein of 135 amino acids.
UGCGCAAUAGAUUUUUAGGUGAAUUCGCAAAAUUUACAGCCCUUGAAAAUUUUGUGCUAAAUGGUAUGACACAUUUUAAUAUUUAUGUAAUUUUCUUAGGAGCUGAAGUAUCAUUUAAAAGUAUACCUGCUACAAGACCCACAAUGCAACCCACUGAAUUAAAUGAACUUAAAAGUGUACAUGUUGCUGCAAAGAAUUCAUUUCUUAUUCACGGUAAAUCUACCCAAUCACUUAAUUGGGAGGAAUAUGGUAUAAGGAUAACAAUACCACAAGGAGCAGUGCUACCCUCUGAUACUGUACAGGUCACUAUCACUGCUCUUGUAGGAGGAGAUUUUAUAUUCCCUGAAGACACUGAGCUUGUUAGUGCAGUAUACGCUAUAAAUACCUCUAAACCUUUCCUUGAGCCCGUGAAACUGGAGAUACAGCACUGUGUCUCCAUAGAAACAGUUUCUCACUGCAGUUAUCUUAGUUAG